AGCGUCCCGCGGGGUCCGCCCGCCAUCCCGCGGCAGCSCCGCCGCCGCAUCCCGAGGAACGCCGCGGGCCGGGCCGCUGCCGGAGGGGCUGCGCCGGCAGGCAGAGCCCGGCCUGGGGGAGAACGGGGCAUCGGCACCUCUCCCCGCGCCCCAUGAGCGAUGCGGACCGCGGCGGGGAGCACCGGGCGGGCGGUCACGACAUGCCCGCCUCCGAGGCCGUGCCGCUGCCGUCCCCGAGCAAGAGGCAGAAGGGCUCGGGGCCCACGGAGGGCUCUGCGCGGCUCCGCUUCACCAAGCUGUCCGAGAACGCCUUCGCCCCCUCCAGGGGCUCCGCGCGGGCUGCGGGCUACGAUCUGUACAGUGCUUAUGACUGUGUGAUACCACCAAUGGAAAAGGCUGUAGUGAAAACAGACAUUCAAAUAGCACUUCCUUCUGGAUGCUAUGGCCGAGUAGCACCACGUUCUGGUUUAGCUGCAAAGCACUUCAUAGAUGUUGGAGCUGGUGUUAUUGAUGAGGAUUACAGGGGAAAUGUUGGUGUGGUACUCUUCAACUUUGGCAAGGAGACUUUUGAAGUUAAGAAAGGGGACAGAAUCGCCCAGCUCAUCUGUGAACGCAUUUAUUAUCCUGAGUUAGAAGAAGUUGAAGCUCUGGAUGAUACAGAACGUGGUGAUGGUGGCUUUGGUUCUACUGGAAAGAACUGAAAAUUACUUGAAUACACUUUCUAUAUAUUUUUUUUUUUGUUACGCUAUUUCUAAAUUUUCAUCUGAAUUAGAAGUAGGAUUUUUGGAGUACAUAAAAAUAUUUCAAGUUUUAUUGAGACUUSUCUGUUCUCCAGUGAAUUUGUCUUCAUAACAAGGAAGUGUGCAUGACUGGCUUGACUUACUAGUUUGAUGUAUUUUUUCUUUCAAGUUCCUUAGCAAAAGGAACACWUUGGUUAUGUGGCAAUUAUACUGUAAUAAAUUAAAAAAACAAC
Messenger RNA from Malurus melanocephalus (red-backed fairy wren), 973 nucleotides. It is a transcript of the gene DUT, whose product is annotated as deoxyuridine triphosphatase. The record is from RefSeq and is a predicted model, not a curated record. Bases 153 to 701 code for a protein of 182 amino acids. Gene Ontology annotation, molecular function: dUTP diphosphatase activity; magnesium ion binding. The transcript has 7 exons. NCBI's taxonomy places the organism in Eukaryota, Metazoa, Chordata, Aves, Passeriformes, Maluridae. Gene Ontology annotation, biological process: dUTP catabolic process; dUMP biosynthetic process.